AUGGAUCGACCGGGGUCUGGGUAUCAUAGACAAUGAAGAGAUACGCAGAGAACAUCGUGAAGUACCCAGAGGAAGAGAAGUACAGGAAGAUCAAGCGAAGCGGAUCGACGUUCAUGGCGAACGUGGUGCAACCCAAGGGUGCCCUCGACUUCUUCAUCGAGGUGGGCUUCCGCGAAAAGGCCAUGGACUACCAGACGUGGGUCGUCUUCCACAAGGAGUACAUGCACGACCUCAAGCUCGGCAUCACCCUGCUCGGCGAAGCGAUCGAGCGCGAGAUGCCCAAGAAGGAGCGCGAGGAGCGUGCCCGCGAGCUCGCCAAGGCCGAGGAGAUCGCAGCGAAGGAGAAGGCAAUGAAGCACUUCAUCGACGACCGCAAGACCGUCCGGGAGCGCACGCUGCGCGAGACCGCAGUCCACGCCCGUCGGCGUGGGUCGGUCCCGCCUCCCGCUCCUACGACACACGUCCCUGUGGUGCAGCCCUUCGCGGGUGGCGGACGUACUCUCGGUGGCCAGUAGGCCGACUUCGGGGUUGUACAGGCGAUACAGGACUGUCACUGGCCCCAAGGCAAUAACAGGAUGUGUCUUGAGGUCUGCGCCACUCCUCUCUUCUCUGUAUCGUGCCUCGCGGAUCGACAUCUCAAAGGUGUUUUGCAUGUCUUGUGAGGAUAUCGGGCCAUGGAUCACAUAGCGCACUGUGUCAUUAGGGGAACGCACGAAUGUACAGGUACAAAUGGCAGAUGCGAAGGAUAGAUGUAUGGAUGCGGUCACGAAUCUACAGUAUGAACACGGACUUCCUCAAAUGAAGGGGAACUUGGAUCGAUCCAG
Messenger RNA from Rhodofomes roseus, 824 nucleotides. RefSeq lists its product as uncharacterized. The record is from RefSeq and is a predicted model, not a curated record. The transcript has 4 exons. Gene Ontology annotation, cellular component: cytoplasm. Lineage: Eukaryota; Fungi; Basidiomycota; Agaricomycetes; Polyporales; Fomitopsidaceae. The coding region runs from base 33 to 515 and encodes 160 amino acids.